This is a messenger RNA of Cannabis sativa, 3507 nucleotides long. RefSeq names its product plastid division protein CDP1, chloroplastic. The record is from RefSeq and is a predicted model, not a curated record. Lineage: Eukaryota; Viridiplantae; Streptophyta; Magnoliopsida; Rosales; Cannabaceae. Gene Ontology annotation, cellular component: chloroplast inner membrane. Bases 288 to 2822 code for a protein of 844 amino acids. The transcript is spliced from 12 exons. Gene Ontology annotation, biological process: chloroplast fission.
GAACCCAACUAUUUUCUCUCUCUCUUUUUUUUUUUUUUUUUUUGUAAUUAAUUUAUUAAAAUAAAAAUCAUCCUUACUUACAAUCUCUCUUUCUCUGACCAAAAAUUUUGCAGUGACUUCUUCUUCCUCUGAUGGCUUUUCCGAAAGCCAUGGCACCAAUCUCUAUUCCUUGCUUUUUCCAUUCAAUAAGCUCUCUCAACCUUUUCUGCAAUGUCUGAUUCUCCCUCUUAUCUCUUCUUCUUCUUUUUCUUCUUGUUCAUCCUUCUGAGCUUUUUUCCUUUCCUCCCAUGGCGUUGGCUCAAGCUCUGCCUCGCCUUCCCUCUACCUGUUGGCUAUGCCGAAUCAACAAGACCGGUUCCAAAACCAAGACCAGCAAUACCACCAACACUACCGAUUGUUAUUACUACUACAGUUCCAAUUUUCAUAAGGAAGAUCAGAAGAAGGCUUCUUCUUCCUCCUCUGGGAUCGCCAUUUCUAGGGUUUAUGUGUGGAGGAAGGGUAAUUGUGGCUCUCCUUCUGUUAAUGGACGGUGGAGAUUGAGCGCUGUUGAUACCCGCAUUGUUCAGAAUGCUGCUGCUGCUCCUCGUACCACUGUUGAGAUCCCUGUUACUUGCUACCAGCUUAUUGGUGUGACUGAUCAAGCUGAGAAAGAUGAGAUUGUUAAAUCUGUCAUGAAUUUAAAAAAUGCUGAAAUUGAAGAGGGUUAUAGCAUGGAUGUUGUUUCUUGUCGUAAGGGUCUUUUAAUGGAUGUGAGAGAUAAGCUUCUCUUUGAACCAGAAUAUGCUGGUAAUACAAGGGAAAAGAUCCCACCUAAAUCGUCACUUCGGGUUCUGUGGACUUGGUUGCCGGGUGCUCUUUGCCUACUUCAAGAGGUGGGGGAAGUAAAGCUCGUCCUAGAUAUUGGUCGUGUUGCUCUUCAGCAUCCAGAUGCUAAACCAUAUAUUCAUGAUAUACUUCUUUCCAUGGCGCUAGCUGAGUGUGCAAUUGCAAAGAUCAGUUUUGAGAAGAACAAGGUAUCCCAAGGAUUUGAAGCUCUUGCUCGAGCUCAAUCUCUUCUAAGGAGUAAAAAGUUUUUUGAUGAACUAACGUUAUUAUCUCAGAUCGAAGAAUCUUUGGAGGAGCUAGCCCCUGCUUGCACAUUAGAGUUGUUGGGGAUGCCUAACUCACCUGAGAAUGCUGAGCGUAGACAAGGAGCUAUUAAAGCAUUACGUGAAUUGCUCAGACAAGGCCUUGAUCUAGAGGCAUCAUGCCAAGUCCAAGAUUGGUCGUGCUUCUUUAGCCAAGCGCUUAAUAAACUCAUGGCUGCAGAGAUAGUUGAUCUUCAUGCAUGGGAUGAUCUGGCAACUACUCGGAAGAAUAAGAAAUCACUUGAGUCACAAAAUCAAAGAGUUGUCGUUGACUUUCAUUGUUUCUACGUGGUCUUAGUAGCUCAUAUUGCGGUUGGGUUUUCAAGCAAGCAAAGAGAGAUGAUUAGCAAAGCUAAAACCAUCUGUGAGUGUUUGAUAGCAUCAGAAGGUAUUGAUCUAAAAUUGGAGGAAGCUUUUUGCUUAUUCCUUCUUGGUCAGGGUACUAAGGAUGAGAUAAUUGAAAAACUUAAGCAGCUUGUUUCAAAUUUGAAUAGUAGUCCACACAAAUCAAUCUCGGGGAGGGAUAUCAAAGAUGCUUCUGAUGGAAAUCAAUUGUUGGAAACAUGGUUGAAGGAUACUGUGCUUCAUGUGUUUCCAGAUACACGAGAUUGUCCUCCAAAUUUGUUUAUGCAGGUAAACUUUUUUAAUGGUGAAAGGAGAACUCUCGGGAGCAAGAAAAAUGUAGGUGGUCUCCGAGCUAAUUCUCCUGUUGGUCACAGACCAAUGCAAAACACACUUUUGUCGGAGCGUAAAAAAUUUGAGGAUUCCAUUUCUUGUGUAAACUCUUCUCAACAUCUAGGUACUGCUGUAAAGCAGUUGACUCCAAUCGAUUUGCAGAGCUCAUUAAUAUUGGAUAAAAGUAACAAUGAAAGCAGUGGUAAUGCAUCACCUGUGCAAUUGAAAAGGAAUUUAAGCAUGCAUAAUAGUAAAGUUUGGGAUAGUUGGUUUUCUCAGGCAUACUUGUUGAGUAGGUUUACUUCUGUUGCAAUUCUGGGGUGCAUCUUCUUUGCUACCUUAAAGUUAACAAGCAUGAGUGUAAGCAAGAUGAGAAAUACUUCUAAAUAUGUCCCAAAUAAAUCAAAUUCGAAUGGCAGUUCCCUUAGUUGGAAAACAGAUUCUUCUAUAGAUAACAAUUCAGUGCCUGCAUAUAUCAAGGGGGAUGGAAUUCCUGGGAGACUUAACCACUUUUUGGCUUCAGUUACAACACUUCUAAAAAACAACUCAGAUUCUAGAAAUUCCCAAACCUCAUUGCCUGCUGCCAGUCUAUCGUCUUCUAUGCGAACAAUGUCUCGGAGGCGCAUGCCUAUAGAAGAAGCCGAAGAACUUGUCAAGCAAUGGCAAGCAAUUAAGGCGGAAGCUCUGGGUCCUAGCCAUCAAGUUCAUAGUCUCUCUGAAAUUCUUGACAAAUCGAUGCUCGUUCAGUGGCAUACAUUGGCUGAUGCUGCACAAGCCAAGUCUUGUUAUUGGAAGUUCGUCUUGCUACAAUUGUCUGUCCUCCGAGCUGAAAUUUUGUCAGAUGGGACUGAAGAGAUAGCAGAAAUUGAAGCACUCCUGGAGGAAGCUGCUGAACUUGUUAGUGAAUCUGAGCUAAAGAAGAACCCAAGUUAUUAUAGCAAUUACAAAAUUCGGUAUGUUCUGCAAAGGCAAGAUGAUGAUUCGUGGAAAUUCUGCGAAGGUGAUAUACAAAAAUCAUAAGAUCACAAUCUAGUUAUGAAAGCCAGCUUAGUGACUAAUGCUUUACUAACUCUCUUCCUCCCGUUAUUAUUUUUCAUGGGGGAUGAAACCUACCCAAUUUCUUUUCUGUUAGUAAAAAGAAUCUAGAAUAACAGAAAGAUUAAGCAACAAAAAAAAAAAGGAAAAAAAAGAGUGAUGAUGACUUUAGUCUUUUCCUUAGCUGUACAUAAUAAGCCUUUGAACAGCUUUUCGAAGCUUGGAAGUGUGAUUUUGAGAAAUAAGUUUGCUCUAAUAAGAUGCAAGCUUUACAAAGUCUCAAAUUUGUGCUUUGAAGGAGGAACAAGGAAGAAAAGAAACAGAAGAGAAUAAAGCUAGUGGUUAAAUGAAAAGGGAAAAGGAAGAAGUCAAAUAUGGAGGGCUAAUAGUUACUUUGAUUUUGAUGUGUUUUUAGUUGUGUAACUUUAAGCUUAGUUUUGUCAUUUCUCACUUAAAUGAAAGAGAAACGAAAUAGGGAACCAGGGAUGUGCCCAACCUCCAAAAAAUGUGGUGUGAUGUGUAUUUGUUUGGUGUCUAAUGGAUUAUUGUAUAGUUCACAUUCCAUAAGAACUAAUUAGGUUCUUUUAGGUCCUGUUUUCGUAUUUGUUUGUUGAGGACAUCCUUGGACGUAUAUUUGAAAUUCAUUGAUUUUUUUUUUCUUUUUCUGAUA